This is a messenger RNA of Coregonus clupeaformis (lake whitefish), 1456 nucleotides long. RefSeq names its product zinc finger protein 333. Lineage: Eukaryota; Metazoa; Chordata; Actinopteri; Salmoniformes; Salmonidae. The coding region runs from base 1 to 1197 and encodes 398 amino acids. Gene Ontology annotation, molecular function: RNA polymerase II cis-regulatory region sequence-specific DNA binding; DNA-binding transcription factor activity, RNA polymerase II-specific. The record is from RefSeq and is a predicted model, not a curated record. Gene Ontology annotation, biological process: regulation of transcription by RNA polymerase II. The transcript is spliced from 2 exons.
AUGAGGAGACAGCAGAGGACGUGUGGAAGGCUGACCCUCAGGAAGAGCUCAGGGUCACUGGAGAGGGUGGGUGCGACCAUAAGGGAGCCUGGUUCCAAACCUAGGAAACCACCAUCCUUUGAACAACGGUACUGUAAUGAAGAAUUCAUCACACAACCCAACAUAUCUCCUGAAGACUCAGUGGAACAUUACCCCAAUUCUGAUCAUCCAGAGGAACCAGGUACACCCCGGCUCGCGUCUACAGAAGUGUUCAGCACAGAGCAGCACCGGCAGGACGAGGACGAGGACUCACUAGACCUAGUGAUGGUGAAGGAUGAGAAAGAGGAGGAGCUAGAUCAGACCACGGCCCUGGCAGGACCUGACCAGUUUGUUAUGGAUGAGACUGAUGGGCAGCUGUGGACCUCUGUGGAUCCAGGCAGAGAUACUGACCCUGAUGGCCACCCAGAUUUCUCCUUUCAUUCCACAGAAGAGUACUCUCAGAAUAUCUCAAUUUUCCCAUCUCAUAGUGGGCUGCCAUCCGUUCCUACUAUGACAGAUGAUGUGGGGCCAUCGCUUCACUCUUCUAUAUGGAAACCACAUGCUAACAUGUUCAGUGCAGCAUCACACAUGAAAAGACAUAUCAGGACAAUGGCUGAUGGGACUAGACAACAGAUGCCAGAGGGAGAGAACAGCGAGAGGCUGAACUCAAAUAAUGAAGGAAAUAGUUUAGCUCUACAGCCAAUGCAGCAUCAAUACAGGGCUUCAGAAGCAACGGUGAGAUUGAGUGAGUGCAUGACAGAGUCAAACAUGGCCACCACCUCCACCUUCUCUGGAUACAGCCUGAGUCGCAGUAGUUUUAACAUGGUGAAGAGAAUGAGGACUCAGUGGAGGUCGGGCGGCACCACCGAGAGGCGUUUCAGCUGCACUUUCUGUGGGAAGAGUUUCCAGCGUCUCUGCCAGCUCAAAGAACACCUCCGGAGUCACACCGGAGAGAAACCGUACACUUGCGAACAGUGUGGCAGGAGUUUCACCAAGCAGUGCAACCUGAUCAGACAUGCUAUGGUCCACAGCGGGGAGAAGCCCUAUGAGUGCACACAGUGUGGGAAAUGCUUCACCAGGCGCUCCAAAAUGACAUCGCAUCAGAGAACUCACAUAGUAGAGAGUCCAGUGUCUCAAUACGUGGUGCCCGCAUACCCUGGGGAUCCACACAAAAGUUGAAUGUAGUCUCAUGAGAUGGAACUUAAUUGUAUAGUUGUUCUGUAACACUUUAUGUGAAAAUGUGGUACAGAAGUUAUUUUGAGACAUUUUCAAAUGUUUUCCUCACAAUUGAUUUGUAAAAUGGUUUUCAUGUUUGACUAUUGAUGGCUCCUCACUUUCGUUUUAACAACCUAUUUACAACUGGUAACAAUGUGUAUUUGUACCACAAUCAUAAAAACAAUGUUAUAUAAUAAAUAAUCGUAUUGAUUUUAUGAGUCAA